Messenger RNA from Trichophyton benhamiae CBS 112371, 654 nucleotides. Its product is annotated as integral ER membrane protein Scs2, putative. NCBI's taxonomy places the organism in Eukaryota, Fungi, Ascomycota, Eurotiomycetes, Onygenales, Arthrodermataceae. The record is from RefSeq and is a predicted model, not a curated record. Gene Ontology annotation, biological process: endoplasmic reticulum membrane organization. Gene Ontology annotation, molecular function: FFAT motif binding. The transcript has 3 exons. Gene Ontology annotation, cellular component: plasma membrane; endoplasmic reticulum membrane. Bases 1 to 654 code for a protein of 217 amino acids.
AUGAAAGAAGACCCUCCACUUGAUGCCAAAUGCCGCGAUAAGUUUCUGGUCCAAUCUGUUGCCGUCUCCGCCGAUAAGGAGUUCUCGAAUGUUGCCUCUAUUCAGUGGCAGGAUGUUGAAAAGAAGUCCAAAUCUCUUAUUCAAGAGCGCAAAAUCCGGGUCAACUUCCUACCAAGUGACGACUCGCAUACCAAUGGAGUGGAGCCUGAUUCCGAGCCACAUGCCCAGUCUUCUCCCCAUGCGCCUCAGUUUACCACCCCGGUUGUGCAGCGCACCGUUGGUAGUGGCCCCACACCUCCUAAAUCCGAGGAUAUGAAGCAUGAAAGCCCGCCCGAGCCAUCAUCUGAGCCGACCAACACUUUCGGCAUGGCUACUUCCUCUACUCGCGUUGAGCCCUCUCAAUCAAGUGACGACCUUUUGUCCUCCCAAUUAGCGGAAGCAAGGCUGCAGAUCAAACAACUACAACAGCAGAUAGCCGAUAACGAAGUGAGACAGAGAAAGAAGCCUGUCGAAGGUGGAGAACUUUCUACAAACCAAUCUUCUCUCAAGCAAGCACAACCUCCUACUCAAUUGGCUGCGGCGGGUGGUGUCCCUUUGCAAGCCGUGGCUGGUCUCUGUCUUCUCAGUUUCUUGCUAGCGUACAUCUUCUUCUAG